AACAUACUCUCUCUCUCUUCAACUUUCUCUCUCUAAAAAAAAUUAUACAGCUAAGAAGCUGAAUCUAUCUACUGAAAGCGCAGUGAAGUUCAAAAAAGUUGACGCUAAAUUUUGUGUGUUUUUUGUGCUUGUAGUUCCGUGUAAGGAAUAUACUCAAUCUUCGGUGGGUCGGUGUUGAAAUUGUCUUCUGUGGAUGGUGCAGCAAAAGACAGUUAUUUGAGAGGAAAGAAGUCUGGUUUAGUUGUUUCAGAGACGAGUUUCCAUCUUUUGGGUAAAAAUUGGAGACUUUUUGUCUACCUCAGAUACAUUUAGUAAUCACUCGCUUAAUUGAAUGACAUUAUUGGUUUUGCUUGGUUCUCCGACUAGUUAUUUCUUCGGAGCAAUUGAAGUUUCUUGAGCUUAGUGGGGGAUUUGAUGCCAUUUUAUGAGUUUUCUCUACUCACUUGAGGCUUUUAUGCCAUUUUUUAGGAAGUUUCUAUAUUUGCUCAAGUGUUGGUAGAUUGUGUACUUCUUGGUGAAAAAUGGUUCCAACAGGGCCUCCUAAUCCAAUUGGAGGUUCCCAGUCUGUACCGUCUUCAUUACUGCGAUCAAAUUCCGGUGUAAUGGGUGGUCAAGGGGGCUCCAUGCCUUCACCAGGUGGUUUCCCUUCUAUGGUUUCUCCUCGGACAAUGUUUGGUAACAUGAAUAUGCUAGGGAAUGCUCCCAAUGUUUCACAUCAGUCCUUUGCAAAUGGAGGUCCUAAUGCAGGGCUGGCUGGACCAGGAAGUUCUCAGCGUGGUCCUGUUGAUAAUGGGGCCGAGACUGAUCCACUUUCUGGUGUAGGAAAUGGGAUGGGUUUUAGUGCUCCUUCAACGUCAUUUAUGUCAUCAGCCAUGGCGACAAAUCCAAAUAGCAGUCAAGUUCAAGGACAGCAGUUUCCUAACCCCUCCGGUAACCACAUGUUGACUGACCAACAACGAUCCCAACAGCUUGAUUCCCAGAAUUUUCAACAUAAUCAACAGUUGCAGCAGUUUUCUUCCCCUAUCAAUUCCCAAACACAGCAACAGCAGCAUCAAUUUCAAUCCAUGCGUGGUGGAUUAGGAAGUUUGGCACCUGUCAAAAUGGAAACACAGGUGACUAAUGAUCAAACACCGCAGCAGUUGCAAGCUCUGCGAAACUUGGCACCUGUUAAAAUGGAACCACAACAGAUUCAAAGUAUGAGAGGUCUUGCGCCUGUCAAAGUAGAACAACAACAAUCAGACCCAUCUUUAUUUCUACAUCAGCAACAACAGCAGCAGCAAUUCCUUCAGAUGUCCAGGCAGUCCCCUCAAGCUGCUGCUGCUGCACAGCUUUUGCAUCAGCAGAGGCUAAUGCAGUUCCAGCAUCAUCAUCAACUCUUGAAGACUGCCCCUCAACAACGAAACCCAUUACAACAACAAUUUCAAUCACAGAAUCUUGCUGUCAGACCUCCUGUAAAGCCAGUAUAUGAGCCUGGGAUGUGUGCCCGUCGGCUGACUCAUUAUAUGUAUCAGCAGCAACAUAGACCUGAAGACAAUAACAUUGAGUUCUGGAGGAAAUUUGUUGCUGAGUAUUUCGCUCCCAAUGCCAAGAAAAAAUGGUGUGUAUCUAUGUAUGGAAGUGGUCGGCAGACUACUGGAGUUUUUCCUCAGGAUGUGUGGCACUGCGAAAUAUGCAGCCGCAAGCCAGGCCGUGGGUUCGAAGCGACUGCUGAGGUUUUGCCCAGGCUUUUCAAGAUAAAGUAUGAAAGUGGCACUUUGGAAGAACUUCUCUAUGUUGAUAUGCCCCGUGAAUAUCAGAAUUCAUCUGGGCAAAUAGUCCUAGAUUACGCAAAAGCGAUUCAGGAGAGUGUCUUUGAGCAACUUCGUGUUGUCCGUGAUGGUCAGCUUCGCUUAGUGUUUUCACAACCUGAUUUGAAGAUAGUUUCUUGGGAAUUUUGUGCACGACGUCAUGAGGAGCUUAUCCCUAGAAGAUUGUUGAUACCUCAGGUUAGUCAACUUGGUGCUGCGGCUCAAAAGUACCAGGCCGCCACCCAAAAUGCAUCAUCUAGUGCGUCUGUUUCUGAGUUGCAGAAUAAUUGCAAUAUGUUUGUUGCUUCAGCUCGUCAGCUAGCAAAAGCUUUGGAAGUUCCGUUAGUAAAUGAUUUAGGAUAUACAAAGAGAUAUGUGAGAUGCCUACAGAUAUCGGAAGUGGUAAAUAGCAUGAAAGAUUUGAUUGACUAUAGCAGGGAGACAGGGACCGGACCCAUGGAGAGCUUGGCUAAGUUUCCUCGUAGGAACGGUUCUUCAGCUGGAGUACAAGGUCCAGUUCAAUCAACUGAGGAUCAGACUCAGCAGCAGCAGCAGCAGCAACAACAGCAGCUGCAGCAACAACAACAACAGCUGCAGCAACAACAACAUACACAUCAAACAGUCAGUAGCUCGAACCAUGAGACGACUUCACAGCCUGGUGUACCGCCUCUACCUUUGAGCAAUGGUAUGUCGAAUGUAAACAAUUCUGUGAACCAAGUAGCUGCUACUUCGUCUAGUGGUACAGUUGUUGGAUUACUGCACCAAAAUUCCAUGAACUCCAGGCAACAAAAUCCAGUGAAUGGUGGAAGUAGUACCUACUCAGGAAAUGCUGUCCAAAUGCCUUCACCUAAUACUUCAAGUACAAUGCCUCAGUCUCAACCCAACUCUUCUCAAUUCCAGUCUCCAACACCAUCAUCAUCCAACAAUCCACCACAAGCUUCACACAGUGGCUUAUCAUCAGUGCAACACAUGAACUCUGCAAAUUCCCCAAAAAUCACAAUGCAGCAACCAGCCCAUUCAAGUGACGUGGAUGCUAAUGACUCUCAGAGUUCUGUACAAAAGAUCAUACAUGAAAUGAUGAUGUCUUCACAGCUCGGUGGCGGUGGCAUGGUAGGUAAUGGUACUAUUGGGAAUGAUAUAAAAAAUGGACAUGGGAUGUUGGCAACAAGUAAUAAUUCCCUUCUCAAUGGAAGCAAUUGCCUUGUUAGGAAUGGGACAGCCAAUGCUAACAGUACAGGUGUUGGUUCUGGAUUUGGGAGUAUGAACAAUGGACUGGGACAAGCUGCAAUGGUUAAUGGAAUGCGUGCUGCAUUGGGUAAUAACCCUUCAGCCAUGAAUGGGUUAGUGGGCAUGACAAUGGUGAGAGAACGUAAUAUGAGUCAACAGCAACAAGAUCUGGGAAACCAACUGCUAAGUGGUUUAGAAGCAGUCAACGGUUUUAACAACCUGCAGUUUGACUGGAAAACAUCUCCGUAAAAAGCCAUGGUUGCUGAAGCAGAAGUGGUUUCAAAGUUUGCCCCGUUUGUACUGAUUUGAGUGGGAAGGACAACGUAUAGGGUGGCAUCUUAACAGCUGAAAUGUUAUCUCAUCCGAGAGUGCACUCUCUUCUAACUUGAUUUUGCCUGGUUUGUCGUAGCUGCUCCUUUAAUGGGACAUUCAGGGAACGACUUGGCUAAUGGACUGCUACAUUCAAUCUGUUUAUACCAUGCGGAGGCAUUUGUUAACUAUGUAUGGGCUGAGCUAUUGCCCCUAUCGUACUGCAUCUCUACACCACUCCAGAGCAUGCAGUUGUAUAUAGUUGGGGUUCUGUUGUAGAGCUUUCAGUAGCUUCUAUAAUUGGCACCGGUGCAAUCAUCAUUUCCUCUCUCCUUCCUACUUGUCUUUCUGUUAGGCUUAUUUGGAGUGGCUUGACAGGAAAAAAGAAAGUAGGAAGAGGCUUGGUGGAAUUAAAGUAAAUCCAUUAGUAUCAAGUUAUAUCUGAAGGAAUUUGAUUUUAAGCACUGGAAUUUUCAUAGGGGCAUAAUUUGAAGUAUUUCUAUUAGCCUGUUGAUUAGGAAUUGCUGGCUUGAUUUUAACCCACAGAUGUUUGUUCUAAUUGCUUUACAAAGUAGAAAGAGCCAGUUGCUCAUGUUUUUUGCUGGAAAAAAUUAAACCAGUGAUGAGGCGGUCCUACUUUACUCUUGUUGCCAUCAUCUUUAACUUGUUAUUGGCUUUCUGGAGUGCAGUGUUUUUCUUUUAUUGAACUGCGAGGAGAGAGAUGCUAUUGCAAGGAUACUAGUCAUGAAGAAAACUUGUCGGCAACAUAUUCUGGUGUCUCUACUGCCGGCAACUCCAUGAGCUCCAGAGAGAUCAUCGACAAUGGAGCAGCAGAAACCUAUCAUUUGCAAUUCUUAAUUUAUAUAGUUUGAAUCUCGAAAGUUCAAAAUCUCAGGUCCGACGAAGUUAAUGUAAUGAAAAGAAUGCAUGUAGUAUAAAAUAAAGAGUUCAGAGGAGAACCUUUUUAAAUGUUCAUAAA
Molecule: messenger RNA, 4302 nt
Organism: Solanum verrucosum
Lineage: Eukaryota; Viridiplantae; Streptophyta; Magnoliopsida; Solanales; Solanaceae
Product: transcriptional corepressor SEUSS-like
Exons: 11
Coding region: 522-3263 (913 amino acids)
Biological process (GO): negative regulation of transcription by RNA polymerase II; positive regulation of transcription by RNA polymerase II
Cellular component (GO): nucleus; transcription regulator complex
Source: RefSeq, a predicted model, not a curated record